CCAACCUUCGUGCUACUAGUACUACUACAUUACAUUGGCUCUACAUUCUACAAUAACCCUACAUCUGGGAAUCCAAGUUUGAAGUGUACAACUCCAGUAGUUACUGCAGUACUACCUAACUUUAAGCUUUUCAGAACAGAAAACAGAGUGAGACUUCUAAGUUUUUUAGAGAGGUAGAUCUAGAUUAAGAAAUUCUUCAAAAAUGUUUGCUGUUACUCCUCGACUGCAAGAUGAUUUUGGCCUACUUCGUCUUGUUGAUGAAUUGAUAAAUCCAUGGGAUCUAAGGACCCCGAUGAUGUACAGAGAUGGCUCCCUUGCUAAUCUUAGUGGCAGGCUUGGUGAUUCUGAGAUUCAGAACACUGACAAAGAGUUCAGAAUUCGAUUGGAUCUUCGCCAUUACAGCCCAGAAGAGGUAAAGAUCAGUUCAGACAACCAAAAGAUUACAAUCAGAGCAAAACAUGAGGAGAAACAAGACAACCAUGGUUUUGUGUCGCGUGAAAUGACUAGAACAUAUUCUUUGCCAGAUGAUGUUGAUCCAAAGUCUGUGACAUCGUCAAUGAAUUCUCAAGGAACACUUAGCAUCAAAGUAUCCAAGAAGGCUAUCGAAGCUCCAAAAGAAACUAAUAUUCCUAUUGAGUUCAAAGAAUAAAUCUCAAUCUUGUGAGCAGGUUCCUCAUACUAUUCUAUCAACUAACACUUUCAUUGUUUAUCUCAUGUACUUAAAGUAGAAAAUGUAAUUUUUCUCAGUAUAAGUUUUUUUUUGUAAGGGUUCAUGCACAAUGAUCUCUCCACCCCUACCCCAUGUACACAUUUUAUAGACCACCACCCCUCAUGUGAAGGAUACCCAAAACACUCACUCAUAAAUUACUACAAUUUGGGAUUUAAACAUGGUUAUAAAAUUUUAGCAAUUGGGUAAUUUAAUAUAAAAUAGAAAUGCAAACCCUUGUAUGUUUAAAAAGAGUUUACCAAACACAAUAAUAAACCACUACUCUAUUGUCCUGUGUUAAUGUAAUGAUGUGCAUGUUCCCUAAUUAUUUUCUAUCAUGAAUCAGUUGUUUAGAGGGUCACUGAAAUCACAUCUGGCAUUAAGAUUUCUCAUGUUGUGUUUUCACAGCUUUAAAAAUUAUUUUUUAACGAAGUGACAUUGUAUAUUGCAUUUAAUUAUUUUUGUUUAUAAUUUCUUUUUGGAAUUACCUACAACCUAGUCUUAAUCCUGUAACCAUUGUAAUAUGUAACCAGAUAGGCUACUAACACAAGUUUCUUUUUUUUUAUAUAUUUUGUCAUCUUUAUGCUGUACAUAAUUUAUGCAAAUAUUAUGUAAUUUUAGCACAUAUCACUGGAUAUUCAUGAAUUUUUUGAAAAUGUGCUGUGCUGAUGUGUUUUUUUGAUGAAUAAAUGAAAUAAAA
Messenger RNA from Physella acuta, 1406 nucleotides. Its product is annotated as heat shock protein Hsp-12.2. The record is from RefSeq and is a predicted model, not a curated record. NCBI's taxonomy places the organism in Eukaryota, Metazoa, Mollusca, Gastropoda, Physidae. Gene Ontology annotation, cellular component: nucleus; cytoplasm. Gene Ontology annotation, biological process: response to heat; protein refolding.